This is a messenger RNA of Alligator sinensis (Chinese alligator), 5796 nucleotides long. RefSeq names its product ubiquitin protein ligase E3 component n-recognin 1 (gene UBR1). Gene Ontology annotation, biological process: protein ubiquitination; ubiquitin-dependent protein catabolic process via the N-end rule pathway. The transcript has 47 exons. The record is from RefSeq and is a predicted model, not a curated record. The coding region runs from base 117 to 5378 and encodes 1753 amino acids. Gene Ontology annotation, cellular component: ubiquitin ligase complex; cytoplasm. Gene Ontology annotation, molecular function: ubiquitin protein ligase activity; zinc ion binding. Lineage: Eukaryota; Metazoa; Chordata; Crocodylia; Alligatoridae.
GGACCGGCUUCAGCGGGCGCCACCGCGCAUAUUCUGGCGCAUGCUCAGUCCGAGCACCCGUGCUGUGGGGUCCGGCUCCCCCGGCAACGCGCUUCCGGGCGUCGGCGCCACUCAAAAUGGCGGACGGAGGCGACGGAGUGGCGGCGGCGGGCGGCCGCGGCCCCCUGAAGCUGGCGAUGUGGUGGGAUGAAAGAGUUGAUUUCCAGGCUGCUUUUUUACAAUGUUUGGCAAAGCAUGUGCCAAACAUUUACUCUUCAGAAAUGGAUCCCUUGCUGGAAAAGCAGGAAGAAUUGGUCCAGGUCACAAUAUUUUAUCCUUUGGAGAGGUGUUUGUUUGGAGAAGACCCAGACAUCUGCCUAGAGAAGCUGCGGCAAAGUGGAUCUUCUCAGCUCUGUGGGAAGGUGUUCAAAAGUGGAGAGACAACAUAUUCCUGCAGAGACUGUGCAAUUGAUCCAACUUGUGUGCUAUGUAUAGACUGCUUCCAGAAUAGCAUUCACAAGAACCACCGUUACAAGAUGCAUACUUCUACUGGAGGAGGGUUUUGUGACUGUGGAGAUACAGAAGCAUGGAAGGCUGGACCAUUUUGUACUAAACAUGAGCCUGGAGCAGCAAGUACUACACAAGAGAAUUCAGAAUGCCAGCUAAAUGAAGAGGUAAUGGCACAAGCCAGGAAGGUGUUCCCUUCUGUCAUACAAUAUAUUGCUGAUAUGACCAUCUGGAAAGAAGAGAAGGAACUGCCUCCAGAGCUCAUGACUAGUAGAGAGAAGACUGAUAAUUACUACUGUGUCCUUUUCAAUGAUGAACAUCAUUCUUAUGACCAUGUCAUCUACAGUCUACAAAGGGCACUUGGCUGUGAAUUUGGAGAAGCCCAGUUACAUACAACAGCCAUAGAUAAAGAGGGUCGUAGGGUUGUUAAAGCAGGUCCUUAUGCAUCUUGUCAAGAAGCAAAGGAGGAGAUCAAGAGACACUCUGAGAAUGUUUCCCAACGACCACUUCACGUGGAGGUUCUGCAUGCUGAUGUUGUGGCUCAUCAGAAAUUUGCUUUACGCCUAGGUUCCUGGUUAAACAAACUUAUGAGCUAUUCAAGUGACUUCCGUCAGAUCUUCUGUCAAAUAUGCCUCAAAGAAGAAGCUGACUAUGAAAAUCCUUGCUUCAUAAGCAUGUUGAUGCUUUGGGAUGCAAAACUUCAUAAAGGAGCAAGGAAGGUCCUUCAUGAGCUUAUCUUCAGCAGUUUUUUCAUGGAAAUGGAGUACAAAAAACUUUUUGCUAUGGAAUUUGUGAAGUAUUAUAAGCUAUUGCAAAAAGAGUAUAUCAGCGAUGAUCACGAAAGAAAUAUCUCAGUGACUGCACUCUCGGUUCAGAUGUUCACUGUGCCUACCCUGGCCCGCCAUCUUAUUGAAGAGCAGAAUGUAAUCACCACUAUCACAAAGACUCUUCUAGAAGUUCUGCCAGAGUAUCUGGACAGGAAUGACAAAUUCAACUUUCAGGGUUAUAGCCAGGACAAACUGAGCCGGGUGUAUGCAGUCAUAUGUGAUCUCAAGUAUAUCUUAAUUAGUAAGCCCACAGUUUGGACAGACAGACUGAAGGAAUGCUUUUUGGAAGGGUUCUGUUCAUUCCUGAGGAUUCUGACUUGUAUGCAGGGAAUGGAAGAGAUAAAGAGACAAAUUGGUCAACACAUCGAGGUAGACCCUGACUGGGAAGCAGCCAUUGCUAUCCAGAUGCAGCUGAAGAAUAUUCUUUUGAUGUUCCAAGAGUGGUGUGCUUGUGAUGAAGACCUUUUGCUAAAGGCUUACAAGGAGUGCCAUAGAGCUGUGAUGAGGUGCAGCACAAAUAGUCAUUCACGAGCGAAGACAUUUUUUCACUUAUGUGGCCACACGCUGGAAUACAGACCUUACAGAGUGUCUGUAGAUUCUGUUAGCAUACACUUGCCACUGUCCAGGACCCUUGCUGGUCUACAUGUAAGGUUAAGCAAGACUGGGGCCAUCUCAAGACUAAAUGAAUUUGUCUCUCCUAAAGAAUUCCAAGUGGAGCUGCUGAUAGACUAUCCUUUGCGCUGUCUUUCCUUGGUUGCUCAGGUUGCAGCAGACAUGUGGAGGAGGAACGGGCUUUCCCUGAUAAGUCAGGUGUUCUAUUACCAGGAUGUUAAAUGUAGAGAAGAGAUGUAUGAUAAAGACAUCAUUAUGCUGCAGAUUGGUGCAUCUCUUAUGGAUCCAAAUAAUUUCCUUUUGAUGAUGCUUCAGAGAUAUGAACUUGCUGACGCCUUCAGGAAGAUCAUGCCCACUAAAGACCAGGAUUUGAUUAAGCAGUGUAAUACAUUAAUAGAGGAGAUGCUGCAGGUUCUCAUCUAUGUUGUAGGGGAAAGGUAUGUACCUGGAGUAAGUGAUGUGUCAAAAGAAGAUGUUGUUAUGAGAGAAAUCAUUCAUCUGCUCUGUAUUGAACCAAUGGCUCACAGUGCUAUUGCUAAAUCUUUGCCUGAGAAUGAAAACAAUGAAACUGGCUUGGAGAACGUAAUUGACAAAGUCGCCGUUUUUAAGAAACCAGGGGUGUCAGGCCAUGGAGUUUAUGAGCUGAAGGAUGAAUGUUUGAAGGAGUUCAAUAUGUUCUUUUAUCAUUACACCAAAACCCAACACAGCAAGGCUGAACAUACACAGAAGAAGAGAAGAAAACAAGAAAACAGAGAUGAAGCAUUACCACCUCCACCUCCUCCAGAAUUCAGCCCUGCAUUCAGUAAUGUGGUAAAAAUUAUGAACUGUGAUGUCAUGAUGCAUAUCCUCAGGACCAUCCUUCAAAGAGUGGUAGAACUGGAGACCCACUUAUGGACAGAAGCUAUGAUCCAAAUGGUACUUCAUCUCCUUUCUCUGGGCUUGCUGGAAGAGAAACAGCAGCUAGGGAAGGCUCCAGAGGAAGAAGUGACCUUUGACUUCUAUCACAAAGCAUCAAGAAUGGGAAGCUCAGCCUUGAAUGCUGUGAACAUAGUGAUGCUUCUGGAAAAGCUGAAAGGAAUUCCUCAGUUAGAAGCACAGAAGGACAUGAUCAACUGGAUACUGCAGACAUUUGACACAGUGAAACGAUUGAGAGAGAAGUCCAGCUUUUCAACAGUAACCACUAUCUCAAGAUCAGAAGCUACAAAAGGUGAUGAGACACAGAGCACUCAGGACAAAGAUAAGGCUGAGCGGAAAAGAAAGGCAGAAGCAGCCAGACUGCAUCGUCAGAAGAUAAUGGCCCAGAUGUCUGCCUUGCAGAAGAAUUUCAUUGAAACUCAUAAACUCCUGUAUGAAAACACACAGGAGGCGCAGGGAAGAGAGGAUUCCAUUAUGGAGGAAGAAAGCAUACCCAUAGCUAUUGAUCACUACAGAAUUGCCUUGGGUCCCAAACGAGGGCCAUCUGUUACAGAAAAGGAGGUGUUGACCUGUAUUCUUUGUCAAGAGGAACAAGAAGUGAGACUGGAGAAUACUGCAAUGGUACUAUCGGCCUGUGUCCAGAAAUCCACUGCCUUAACUCAGUACCGUGGGAAAACUCUUGAAGACUCGGAUGGUACGCUUGAUCCUCUUUUCAUGCAUCCUGAUUUGUCAUGUGGAACUUAUACAGGAAGCUGUGGUCAUGUGAUGCAUGCCGCCUGCUGGCAGAAGUACUUUGAAGCCAUACAGUUGAGCUUUCGGCAGCGUCUCCAUGUUGAACAGAUUUUUGACUUGGAGAAUGGCGAGUAUCUCUGCCCACUCUGCAAGUCUCUCUGCAACACUGUGAUUCCCAUUGUUCCUUUGCAGACUCAGAAAAUAAACAGUGAGGAUGCAGAGGCAAUAGCUCAAAUUCUGUCCCUAGCUAGGUGGUUGGAGAUUGUCAUGGCCAGGAUAUCAGGCUACACUGCAAACAUCACUAAAGAAGAAGAGCCUAAAAAUGCUCCGGCUGUAGUCAGUAGAGAAAAGGGGGACUCUGCUCUGGAUUUCCAUUCUAUCCUUAGUUUUGGAAUUCAGCCUUUAGCCAAAUACUCCAGAAGUAUUAAGGAGAUGCUGGUUCUUUUUGCCACCACCGUUUACAGAGUUGGAUUACAGGUUGCUCCCAGUGAAUCUGAUCCUCGUAUUCCUGUGACAACUUGGAGCACGUGUGCUUUUACUAUUCAAUGUAUAGAGAAUCUUCUGGAAGAUGAGGGCAAACCUCUAUUAGGAGCACUACAAAACAGACAGCACAGUGGCCUUAAAGCAUUAGUGCAAUUUGCAGCUGCUCAGAGGACUACAGCACCACAAAGCUUGAUUCAGAAACAUCUGGUUCGCCUCCUAGCAGUUCUUCUGCCAGAUGUUAAAGUGGAAGACACACCGUCUCUUCUAGAUAUAGAUAUGUUUCAUGUUUUGGUAGGAUCUGUGUUAGCAUUCCCAUCUUUAUAUUGGGAGAAUGCUGUAGAUUUGCAACCUUCAUCUAUUAGCUCUUCCUAUAACCACCUUUACCUCUUCCAUUUGGUCACCAUGGCACACAUAACACAAAUCAUUCUCACCUCAACAACAGAAUCCUCCACUGCUCAAUCACAAGAUGACAGUGAGGAGGCUCGUACUGCUGAGGCUUUCUGUAAGGAAGUUUCCCAGUACACCAGUGGUUGCUUUAGUCAAAACACUCCAGGCUGGCAUAUAUGGGACUGUGUCAAGAAAGGCAUUACACCUUACCUUCGUUGUGCUGCUUUGUUUUUCUAUUAUUUGCUGGGGGUGCCUCCACCUGAGGAGCUGCUGGUAGUUUCUGAUGAAGGACAGUUCAAGGCACUUUGUAGUUAUCUCUCUCUUCCCACCAAUUUGUUCCUGCUUUACCAGGAAUAUUGGGAUACUGUAAACCCCUUGCUCCAAAGGUGGUGUGCUGACCCUGCUGUACUAAGUUAUCUGAAUGGGAAAAGCAUAGCAAUAAGGUACCCAAGGAAAAGAAAUAAUUUAAUAGAUCUUCCAGAAGACUACAGCUGCCUCCUCAAUCAAGCUUCUCAGUUUCGGUGCCCAAGAUCAUCUGAUGAUGAACAAAAGCAUCCAGCAUUGUGUUUGUUUUGUGGGGUUAUGCUAUGUUCCCAGAGAGCCUGCUGUCAGGAGUUAGUGAAUGGAGAGGAGCUAGGAGCCUGCAACUUUCAUGCUCUCCAUUGCGGAGCUGGAGUCUGUAUGUUCCUCAAAAUCAGAGAAUGCAAAGUUGUCUUGGUAGAAAGUAAAACCAGAGGCUGCUUUUAUCCUGCUCCCUACCUAGAUGAAUACGGAGAAACGGACCCAGGCCUGAAAAGAGGUAAUCCACUGCAUUUAUGUCAAGAACGUUACCGGAAACUCCAUCUGCUAUGGCAGCAACACUGCAUCAUAGAAGAGAUUGCCAGAAGCCAGGAAACCAAUCAGAUCUUCUUUGGAUUCAACUGGCAAAUGCUCUAACACCCAGUUCAUAAUAAAAUCUGUAACUAUGGGGGAAAAAGAGGAGGAUACUAAAGAAUCUGCCCUCUAGAAGGAUUAUCCAGCUCAGACAUGGCUGAUGCAUUGAAGCAAAAUAAUUCUCAAUUCAUAGGGUUUACUCUACUAAGCGUCCUUCUCCCAUAACAAAAUCUGCAGCCUUUUAUCAUUGGUGACUACUGUUGAAUAUUCUAGGGAAUCAUUUUCUGGGAAUUGUGAGCUCUAUAGAUAUUUUGAUGAGGGUAAAUUUUCCCCGUCCACCUCUGCACAUUUCUACUCCAAAAGCCCAAACUGUCACUCAGUGGCAUUGAAUAUACAGGUAGAAGUGUGAUCCUACAGAAGAACCAAUUAUGGGAAGCUGUUAAUGUUCCUAUUUGUAAUAAAAUAAGUAUAUAAGGUUUGA